Chanos chanos (milkfish) is the source of this 713-nucleotide messenger RNA. RefSeq names its product regulator of G protein signaling 18 (gene rgs18). The transcript is spliced from 5 exons. The record is from RefSeq and is a predicted model, not a curated record. Bases 1 to 702 code for a protein of 233 amino acids. NCBI's taxonomy places the organism in Eukaryota, Metazoa, Chordata, Actinopteri, Gonorynchiformes, Chanidae.
AUGGAGAUCUUUGUUUUUCUGUUUCCUCAAUUUAACUUCUCAGCACCAAAGGAGGAAGCGUACAUCAAAAUGUUCGGUCAAGUAGACUGGCAUGUCCCUGGCACAAAAGACAGCAACCAGAGAAAUAAAGAUAAAAAGAGCAGAUUAAGUCUUCUCCUGACAAAGUCUGAAUCCCAUGAAAACGUCAGUCCAGAAAAGAAGCCUCAACCCAAAAUCAACAAUGUCAAACCAGAUGUCGCUUUGAAGUGGAGUGAUUCAUUUGAAGAACUGCUGAGCGAUCCAGAUGGCAUUGAGAUCUUUACUCAGUUUCUGCGGACCGAGUUCAGUGAGGAGAACAUCGAGUUCUGGUUGGCCUGUGAGGACUACAAGACGAUUGAGUCUGCAACCAAGCUGCAGUCCAGAGCCAAACAGAUGUAUGCUGUCUUCAUUGAAUGUGAAGCACCCAAAGAGAUAAACAUAGACCAUUCCACUAAGAUGACUAUUCAGAAGAACAUUCUUCAGCCAACCCCGUCUAGCUUUGACGCAGCACAAAGCAAAAUCUACACCUUGAUGAAGAAAGACUGCUACCCACGCUUCCUCAAUUCAGACAUCUACCUGAGCCUCAUCAAGAGGAAAGGCCCAGCGGUAAUGACCAGACGACGGUCCCGCUCCUUCGUGUUCAGUGAAAGAGGAGAGACCACAGGCUCCGCCUCCUGGUUAUAGUCACGUUUGGC